Messenger RNA from Acanthosepion pharaonis, 1002 nucleotides. Lineage: Eukaryota; Metazoa; Mollusca; Cephalopoda; Sepiida; Sepiidae. The record is from the annotation of a GenBank genome assembly.
AUGUCUCCAAAAUGUUCUGGUCUCUUUAUUAGGCAUUUUUUUUUAGUUGAUAUGAAAUUCCAAUGCCAGCAGCCUCCUCUCAUCCUAUUAAGAGAUUUAUCUUUCUCUUUCAGCAUCUCAACUUUCUCCUCCUAUUCAAUUCAUACCUUGCUCUAUCUCUCUCUCUCUCUCUUUCCAUAUCUUGCUCUAUCUCUCUCUCUCUCUUUCCAUAUCUUUCUCUCUCUCUCUCCAUAUCUUGCUCUAUCUCUUUCUCUCUUUCCAUAUCUUGCUCUCUGUAUCGACCUUUACAUAUCUUGCUCUCUCUAUAGAUAUAUUUCCAUAUUUUUCUCUCUCUCUCUAUUUACAUAUCUUGCUUUCUUUCUCUGUAUAUUUUGCUCUCUUCCUAUCUUGCUCUCUCACUCUUUUGAUAUCUUGCUCUCUCUCUUCAUAUCUUGCUCUCUCUCUCUCUCUUUCCAUAUCUUGCUCUUUCUCUUAAAAGUUAUCUUUUAUUCCUUUCCCUCUCAUAAUUUUGGCUGUCCAUCUCUCUCUUUUUCUUUUCCUCUCUGUUGGUCUAUCUCUCCUGUAUACUCUUUCUCUCUUAAUUCAUCUCUCCCUCACACUCACUCUCAGUUUAUCUUCUUUUCCUUUUUUUUCCUUUUGUUUGCUCUCCCCACCCACCUAGUUUAUCAUUUUAUUUUCCCUAUUGGUUCAUUUCUCUCUCUUUCUCUUGAUUUGUUUGACUGUCUCUGUCAGUUUGUCUCAUUCUUUCUCAGUGUUCAUCUUUCUCUCUCCUCUCCUCACUUAACAUUGAUCAUCUCUCUUUCUCUCUCUUUUGCUCGCUUUGGCUCUUUCUCUCUCUCUCUCUCCAUCACAGAUUGUCUCAUUCAUGCUCAUUUCAACUCUCCCACCUCUGUAACCCCUUCUUUCUCUCUCUCAGUCUGGUAUAACUUUGUCUUUCCUUAUUGCUUCUCUCUUUCUUUUUUUAUCCUUUACUCUCUCUCUCUCUCUCUCCCCAUAUCCUGA